Messenger RNA from Cotesia glomerata, 3625 nucleotides. RefSeq lists its product as uncharacterized. Gene Ontology annotation, molecular function: protein binding. The transcript has 8 exons. The coding region runs from base 875 to 3307 and encodes 810 amino acids. The record is from RefSeq and is a predicted model, not a curated record. NCBI's taxonomy places the organism in Eukaryota, Metazoa, Arthropoda, Insecta, Hymenoptera, Braconidae.
CGUGACUCAGUUUGCCGGAGUCAGUACCGCGCAUUGGUCGUAUGUGUUUUUCUUACAACUAGUCUCUCCUGCGUUUGCGGAAAAUAUGUACGCUGAUUGAAUAUAAAUUUAUUUACUCAGUCGAAAAAAUGAAUCAUACUUAUCUUGAUAAAUUUAAUGGUGAAAAAAUCUUUUUGAUAGUGUAAUUAUUUUGUUUUUUCACUAAAACCUGCGACUGUGUUUAUUUUUAAGAUAAAUCUAAUGUGCAGUGUCAAGUGUUGGUGAGUCAGAUGAAAUGUGGUAGUGUGUGAUAUUGAGUAUUUAUUUACGAAUGUAAAUAUUGUGCAUUGGAUGUAAUAUUAAGUUUUUUUAUUGCAAAACACAUGUCAAGAGAUAUUUGAACGUUUUUUUCAGAAACGACUGAUACGAAGUUGAAGACAGUUGUUUCGUCUACUAGAAACGAAGAGGUGGAUCUAAUCAAUUAUACGGCAGUGAAGUAUUCUGAAGUCAGCAGAGUUAAAUUCGAGAUCGUCGUUGUGAUCUAAAAAGACGCGGAUAAGAGUUACCGAAGAUAUAUCUGCAUUCAAUCUUCUAGGAGCGCUGAUAGCGUAAAAAAGCGUCCGUCUUCGUUGGUACUCCAGCUUCGAAUCAGCCCCUCCUUUGAAAAGUUCACGUUUCUUCAUACUUGGGUAGCAGCGAUGCCAGAAGUCUUCUUCCAACAGAACUUGCUCCCAGGCAAUAAAUGACCCAGUUUUGUGAAAUUUAUCUAAAUGAUUAAUGUAUCAAUUCAACAAAACGAGAUUACUUCAUUUCUACGGCGACAAGGACCACAGCGACGGUUUAUUUGAGUUUAAUAUUUAACGUCUGAACCAAUUCGAGUAGAUACAGCGCAAUCAUGAGACUGUCAAGCUUCCUGUUUAUCAGUCUCCUGUUAAGACUGAGUAACAGCCAGGAACCUUGGGACUGCGGACCCCCUUGCAAGUGUAAAUGGGUCUCAGGAAAAAAAACCGCGGACUGUACGCAGCAGAACUUUACGCACAUCCCGAGCUACUUAUUACCCGACACUCAAAACUUGGACCUGACUCAAAACCACAUAAGCCACGUCCAAGAGGGUGCAUUUACCCGGGUGGGUCUGGUCAAUCUCCACAAGCUAGUAAUGCGACAUUGCGGAAUCCAUACGAUACACUCCGGAGCAUUCAACGGAUUAAAAAUAGUAAUCGAGGUUGAUUUAUCAGGCAAUCAUAUAACGAAUUUGAUGCCAGGAACAUUUCUCGAGACUCAGAAACUCCGGGUGCUUUUGCUUAAUCACAAUUCCCUUAAGUCACUCGACGACGGAUUGUUCCACGACCUGGAGCAUUUGCAGCGCGUAGAAAUAUCGCAAAAUCGUCUGGAACGUAUUGCAGAAAACACAUUUAAAAAUCUCCCGGGACUGCUAACUCUUGCGCUUAAUGACAAUAAUAUAACGAGCGUUAAGCUCGCGACCUUUGAAAACCUACCUAAAUUAGGUAGUCUUGAAUUACGGAACAACCCGUGGCACUGUAAUUGUCAUUUGAAGAAAUUUCGUAAUUGGACACUGGAGCGUAAGUUGUACACAAAAGGGACAACUUGUUUUCUUCCUGAAGUGCUAGCGGGUAAAGGAUGGGACGAAGUUGAUUCUAAUGAAUUCGCUUGUCGUCCAAAAAUACUUUCAAUAGGCGCUUACCCACAAAUCGGAGUUGGAGACACGGUUACAAUGUGGUGCCAUGCCUUAGGAAUACCGAGGCCUCAAUUGUCCUGGGUCCAUCGGUCACGUGUCUUAAAUAAUUCAACGAAGCGACAAACCAGCGAUCGCGGCUACUAUUUACUGGACAGCCACGAUUGGUUGAACUUAACGAUAACAGACGUGAUUCCCUACGACAAGGGCGAGUAUAUUUGUAUCGCUAAGAGCCCUGGAGGAAGUGUUGAGAGAAAUCUCACCCUGGCUAUUGCGGGUGAUGUUGACAGCGGGAAAACGAGCUUAAUUAGCUUACCGUUGGCGCUGGGGCUCGGUGUCACGAUGCUGAUAUUUUUAUUGUUCUUCUUAACUGUUUGUACGUGGUACUGGCGGAGGAAGAAGAGACACGAGGGCGAAAAAAGUGCCGAUGUCACGUCUUUGGAGCACCAUGGCUUGGGGGAACAAGAGAAAUCACUCAUUACUGCGAUUAAUCCUGUUGUUAAACCGCCCAGGAGGUACGAAGCUCCGUCGGUUACGUCUCAUGGCACUGAGAUGACUGAGCUUAAUCGCACGCUGCUUGACAACGAUUCUGUUUUCGCUGAUGGCGUGGGAAGCAUAAUCGGUGUGAUGGGAGGUAUGCUAGACGAUCGAUCCCGCGCGACUCCUGAGCCUCAUAUCGAUAGCUCAACACUCUUACGCGGAGCUUCUUACCGUCACUACCCCCCGGACUUGCUCGCCUUUUCCGGCGGCCGGGGUGCAUCUCCAACAAGCCAAUCGUCAACCCUCCCCGACACGCGUUCAUCAACGCACUACCAGCAUCAAUCGCACCCCCAGCAGUCUCCGUCCCAGCAGCAAUCACCGCGAGGGUUUUCGCCCUCCUCUGGGCAGUAUCCCGCAGCAUUUAAGACUCUUCCGCACAAUUUAAACCGACAAAUAGGAGUCUACUCUCCAGUGCACCCUGUAAUGCCUCGGCAUGGUUACGUGACGAUUCCACGGCGCCCUAGAGCACCUAGCUGGAGCAGCGGACCCCCUAGCUCUCCAGUAGAUCACCUGGAGCCAGUUUACGACAAUUUGGGCGCGCGUACGACCGCUGAUGGCAGCUCGGUGCUUUCUUUGAACAAAAUUAACAAAAGUCCCGAGCCUGUUUCGUCGAUGAGGAUGCGACCGCUGCCCAGUACUCCAACGUCAUCAUCAGCGAAGCCUCAGGCUUCAACACCGACUCCAGCUCCAGCUUUAACUCCCUUAUCACCGCUAACACCCCCGCGAUCCACUCCAACCCCGCCGGGAUCAACUCCAACAAGCUUGCCGCCUUCUGCGCGCUUCCACUCGAUCCAGCGCAGCACCCCCAACAUUUUUAACAGCUCGGGUCAUCCCUUGGACAGAUCAGCGCCCGAAGGAGCUCCAGAAUGGUUCGCUAAGCUUCCAGAUGAAAUGGAGAAACGCGCGAGAAGAGAAUCUUCUUCUCCGCUGACCAUCUCGCCUGGACAGACUCCUACUACUCCCUCGUCUUCCUCCCCCAACACUUCCAGCACGCUGGGCAGGAAAAUACCUCCCAGGCCUCCUCCCAAGCCCAAGAAGAAGUCCAACAAUGGACCCCUCUACGAAGACGAGGGCGAGGAUGGGACAGAAGUCUGAUUUAUUUGGUCUCGGCGGAGAGUCAAGAGCAACUCGGUCUUCGUCGAUGAUCUAUAGUGCCUUUUUUUAAAGUUUAAUUAACGUGUGCCAGAUUUUUUUUUUAUUGUUAUUAUUAAGGGAUGGGGGGUAUUGGUCUUCCAUUUUCGACACGCAGAACAACAAUUGUGAAAAAGACUUUGAUGGUUAAUUAUUUGGUAGGGAGGAUUGUAUUAAGGAACUGGUUUUUUGUGAUCUUCCAUUGACUGGAGGAAAAAUUUUUUUUGGAAAAUUUAAGUUUUUUUUUAUUUUUGGUUGACUUUAUUUAAGAAAUACAAAUUU